Messenger RNA from Drosophila albomicans, 976 nucleotides. RefSeq names its product transmembrane protein 179. Lineage: Eukaryota; Metazoa; Arthropoda; Insecta; Diptera; Drosophilidae. The coding region runs from base 86 to 793 and encodes 235 amino acids. The transcript has 4 exons. The record is from RefSeq and is a predicted model, not a curated record.
AUAAUGUGCGGUUACACUGCACGGAACCAAACACAAACAAAAAGAAAAUAAGUAAUUCUUUCUAAUAUCGAAGAGGCAUAAAGAAAUGGCUUUGGCAAACGUUCUUUUGCUUAGCCAGAUAGCUGGCCAUGUUCUACUCAUCAUAUUAUCGCUUUGCAUUGUGUUGCCCCUGUCGAUAAACCUCAAUCAAUUUUGCGGUCACUGCUUGCUUUUCACAACGGGGAAAUGGCGAGAGGAGGACGGCAUGUUUGAUGUGCAGUGGGCAUCGAGUGGCUUUUGUCAUUUUCCAUUGGUUACUGGCAUCUUUCUGUUCAUCAUCUCAGCCGUACAAAUCCACCGUUAUGUGCGCAUGAAGGAUGAAGAGUCAUUUAUUGCACUGUUUGUUGACGUUGUGCUUGGCAUUUGGAUGCUGGCAAUGUCCAUAAUGUCUGCCAUCUUCAUUACUCUGGGAUUCAUUGUGUGGUGCGACGGCAUGACAGAACGCUUUCCAUCGUGCGAAGUUUCAGCUGGCCAAAAUAUUAUCCGUGGUGAUACGGAGAAAAUCAACACAUCGGGAUUCUACAUUGAAAUGGGCACCACUCAGUUUGGCGCCUGGGGAGCAUUUGCAAUUUCUGUGGGCAUUGGAGUUAUUGCUUUGCUGAAACUGGUACACAAUCAUCAGGUGCGGAACAUCAAGGUUUCAAUGUAUCUAGAGAGACAACGUCUGGUCAAUCAACAGCACUUCGAUGGUCGUUCAACACCCCCAAUAGUUGCAAACUCGGGCGCCUCCUCGGACUCGGAGACGAAUAAAUAGUUAGCGUGUACGCCAAGUGAACAAUUUGUUAUACUUUAUGUUUUUCUCAUAAUGUGCAUAAUCAUAUUAUUAUGCCAUUUAAUUUUUGUGCUCGUAAUUACGGAUGAAAUGCGGCAGCAAGCAGUGGUCAUCUAAUUUGUUAUUUUAAUUAACCAUGUAUUUCUAAGUUACUUACGUGAUAUU